Molecule: messenger RNA, 3246 nt
Organism: Penicillium arizonense
Lineage: Eukaryota; Fungi; Ascomycota; Eurotiomycetes; Eurotiales; Aspergillaceae
Product: putative arsenite efflux transporter ArsB-like
Exons: 9
Coding region: 1-3246 (1081 amino acids)
Biological process (GO): transmembrane transport
Cellular component (GO): membrane
Molecular function (GO): FAD binding
Source: RefSeq, a predicted model, not a curated record
AUGGACGAGGAUCUCGAUACAUCAAAAAUCAAAAAUUGGCGAUCAAUUACUACUCUAAUCGUUUUUGUUCUAACUAAUAUUAAUGUCCUUUUCCCCUUCCGUAUCCCGAUAUACCUACCGCGAUGGCUUUCCAACAUAUUUGUGGACUCGCUGAGCGCCAUACGCAUAAUACCUCGCCGACAUCGUCCUCGAUCCAAUGAGAACGAAAGCUUCUUCGUGAGGUUUCGUUUUCCGAUGAAUUUCAUCACGGCACCAUUGAUAGCGGAUCUCUUCCUUCUAGCUAUCCGGGCUAUUGGUCGAAAAGAAGUACACGAUGGAACGCUCGGCGCAAACCACAUCUUGCCUAUUGACAUCAUGGCAUUCUUCCUCACACUCGCAUAUAUCGCAAUCUCGAUAGAUGCCUCUGGUCUAAUCAGAUGGCUAGCAUUCAAAGUUCUCGAACGAGGAGGCAAGGUUGGCCACCGACUCUUCUUCUACCUGUAUGCCUUCUUCUUCGGGCUUGGCACUUUCAUCGGAAACGACCCUAUCAUUCUAUCAGGAACAGCCUUUCUCGCCUACAUGACCCGCGUAUCAAGCAAUAUCGUUCACCCCAGAGCCUGGAUCCAUAGCCAAUUCGCCAUAGCAAACAUCGCCUCUGCAAUUCUGGUUUCUUCAAACCCAACCAACCUCGUGCUUGCCGGCGCCUUCCAGAUCAAGUUCAUCGUCUACACAGCAAACAUGAUCGUGCCAACAGUUGUAACAGCUAUCGUCAUAUUCCCAUUCCUGCUCUACAUUAUCUUCGCCGAUGAGUCCCUUAUUCCGCUCUCGAUCAAAAUGCACGAGCUCUCCGAGGAAGAUAAACGCAAAACGCCCGUCAACCCAAAUAUCCCCCACGCCCGAGGAAAUGCCGAAGAAGAAGAGGACAUGAACAACCCAGAAGGAAAGAAACUCUCCUUAGAAGAGAUCAUGAACCCAUUCUUGGACAAGAAAGGUGCUGCCUUUGGUGCCGUCAUCAUGGCCGCCGCACUCAUCACACUCCUUGCAAUCAACGCAUCGAGCCAAAGUGGACAUGAAAAACCUGUCUUUUACGUGACAUUGCCCGCUGCAUUUGUCAUGUUCUGCUGGGAUGUCAGUUCUGGCUGGAUCUAUCGCCACGAGACACGCGAGAUUGCCGCAAAGGGUCGACGGGAUGUCGAGAAUGCACGAGCAGAGCGAGAAAUGCGAGAACGGGAGGAAUCACAAUCUCCAGAUAUUCUCGGACUGGACCAAUCUGAGCAGGAUCUGUCGGGCCUGCCCAAGAGCACUGAACGCACAGAUGAUGAGAUAUCACUGGGGGCUGCGGAUGCAACUAUCGGCUCGAAGACUUCGACUUCCCACCCGGAUUCCGGGACGCCGUUGUCAGUCUCAGUGCUGGUCGACAAAGAAAAGUUCCCUGAUCUAGAGUCACCUGGUGUUUCCUCGUUAGACAAUAAGCGGUUGGCUCUUGCAUCUUCCCCAGAACCACUGGAUUCGCGACAAACGACUGACAGGACUGAUGAGGAGAAGCGGGCAUAUCCUUAUCAACAAGACGGACCGCCCACGUUGACUUCUCUCUGUGCCGAUCUCUACCGCUGGCUCCAGGAGACAUUCCCGACAGUGACUGUUGUAGUAUCCCACAUGCCCUUCCCACUAGUUCCUUUUGCGUUCUCAAUGUUCGUUCUUGUGCAGGCAUUAGUCACCAAGGGCUGGGUACCGGUUUUUGCAUAUGGAUGGGACCAUUGGGUAAAUAAGACCGGAACUGUGGGUGCUGUUGGCGGGAUGGGAUUCUUAUCUGUGAUUCUAUGCAAUUUUGCCGGAACAAACAUCGGCACUACAAUCCUCCUCUCGCGCGUCAUCCAAGCAUGGCAAACAAUCCACGACAGAAACAAUAUCCCUAUCAGCGACCAGACAUUCUGGGCGACUGUAUAUAGCAUGGCCCUCGGUGUCAACUUUGGUGCUUUCAGUACUGCCUUUAGUGCCUCGUUGGCUGGCUUACUGUGGCGGGAUAUCUUGUCGCGGAAACACAUUCGGGUUGGCAGUUUGGAGUUUGCGCGUGUAAAUUUGCCCAUUAUUGCUGUUUCUAUGGCUCCUCCAACAUACCCCAGCAAUUGUCUCGCCUUCCUAAAUCCCUUAACCACAGCAAAAGACCCCCAACCCACGAAAGUCCCCCUAAACAUCAUAGUCGUAGGCGCCGGCCUGGGCGGACUCGCAACAGCAAUCGCACUCGCAACUUCAGGCCAUACGGUCACCGUCUACGAGCAAACAAAAGAGCUGGAAGAAGUCGGCGCAGGCAUCCAAAUCCCACCCAACUCAGCAAGGCUCCUAAGCAAACUCGGCAUAGACCCUUACCUUAAAGAACACGUAAUCGAACCAGAAGCAAUAUCCAUCAGACGAUGGCAGACCGGCCAAGUGAUCGGGUUUACGCGGUUGAUCCCCAAUUUUCGGGAUUUGUAUGGAGUGAACUCGGUUGCGAGGGGUAUUCUUGAGGAGGGUGGCCGUCCUUCGUUUGAGAAGACUGGAUUUGCAGCAUAUCGUGCUACCGUCGACGUGGAGCUCAUGAAAGAUGACCCGGAACUUUCUUGGUUGCUCGAUCGACCGGGUCUUAAUUUAUGGAUCGGUGACCAGCGACAUGUUAUGACAUAUAUCAUUGGAGCUGGCAAGUCGUUUAAUAUGGUUCUCUCGCAUCCGGAUCACAGUGACCCGUCGACUUGGGAUCAGGCAACUGCUCUGGCUGAUAUGAGACGUGAAUUCCAAGGGUGGGAUGGGCGACUGCAGAAGAUCAUCGGGCUGAUUGAAAAGACUAUCAAAUGGCCACUGAUCAGCGGGACUCCUUUGUCUCGGUGGGUCAGUGGCAAGGUCGUCAUCUUGGGAGACGCAGCCCAUGCCAUGCUGCCGUAUAUGUCUCAAGGCGCAGCAAUAGCAAUGGAAGACGGCGUAGCCCUAGCAAGCUCCCUAUCUAAAAUCGAAAAUGCAACAGAGAUCCCCAAAGCACUGAGUAUAUUCGAGAAAGUUCGCAUCCAGCGAUCAGGAAUGAUGCAAGAGGCGAGUUCUCUGAAUGGAAAACUCUGGCAUUUCCCAGAUGGACCACUUCAGAAAGCCCGUGAUGCUGCCAUGAAGCUGGAGACGACGGGAUUACAGUUUAAUCAUAGUCCUAAUCAGUGGAGUGAUCCCGCAACGCAGAUGUGGUGUUAUGGGUAUGAUGCUGAGCUGGAGAUUGAUCGGGCUUGGGUUGGAACGGGGCAAUCAUAG